UUCUGACGCCACUUCCUUCCCUCGCCACAAUCAACACAUGGGUGAAAUCUCAAGCCUGAUAUUUCGAUAAUACUUUUGGGUUUAUUUUCAUGUACUGAAGGUUAAAUCGCUAUGGGGAAGAAGAAGGCAGGAGGUGCCGGACUGGGAAAAGCCUUAAUAAAAGAGAGACUGCACGCUGGCCGCGGAUACAGAAGGAAUGAUACUUGGCUCCACACCACUGAGCUUAACGAUGGCUAUGAUUGGGGUCGCCUGAACCUACAGUCCGUAACGGAGCAGAGUUCUCUUGACGAUUUUCUGGCUACUGCUGAAUUAGCAGGGACAGAAUUUGUGGCAGAGAAGCUAAACAUCAAGUUCGUACCAGCCGAAGCAAGGGCUGCCCUUUUAACUCCCGAGGAAGCAAGACGAAUUAAGAAACUACAUGAAGAAAAUAAACAAUUGUUACGCAUUCCUCGCAGGCCAGAGUGGGAUGAAAACACGAGCCCAGAGGUUUUGCAACAAUCUGAACGAGACAGUUUUUUGCGGUGGAGGCGAGAACUGGCAUCGCUUGAGGAGGAGCAGAAGUUGAUUCUCACACCGUUCGAGAGGAAUCUGGAUUUCUGGAGGCAGCUGUGGAGAGUCAUAGAGAGGAGUGAUGUCGUGGUUCAGAUUGUGGAUGCCAGGAACCCCUUGCUGUUUCGUUGCCCAGAUCUGGAGAGAUACGUGAAAGAGGUAUCGGAGCACAAGGUGAACAUGCUGCUGUUAAACAAAGCAGACUUGUUGACGCGUGAGCAGCGGCGUGUCUGGGCCCGGCACUUCGAGAGGGAGGGCGUCAGGGCGGUGUUCUGGUCUGCCAUUGCAGAGGGACUACGGCUGGAGGCAGAAGAGAAGGGUGAACCGCUGGAGGAAGAUGAGGAUAAGACGGCUUCAGAAGACGAAGAGGAGGACGAAGAGCCACACUUGCCAGCGGGUCACUUAGGCCAAAAAAGAAAGGAGAGAGAAGGGCAGAAGGAUGAGGAGGAGAGCGGGGUAUCUGACUCAGAUCAACAAAGUGGCCCGCCGUCAGAGGACGGUACAGAAGAAGAAGAAGAAGAAGACUGGCACACCUGCUCUGAGGAAGAGGGAGAUGACGACGAGCAGAGAGCAAAAAACAGACGACCACAGAGUGACCUCAAGCUCCGCAACUCCAGCCGCCUGCUGCACAAAGAUGAGCUGCUGAGCAUGUUUAAAUCUGCUCAUUCUGGUCCCACUUAUAAAGAAGGUCAGGUCACAGUGGGAUUGGUCGGUUAUCCUAAUGUGGGUAAAAGUUCCACUAUCAACACCAUUCUUAGAAAUAAGAAAGUCUCAGUCUCCGCCGUACCUGGGCACACCAAACACUUCCAGACUCUGUUUGUGGAGGCAGACCUCUGCCUGUGUGACUGCCCCGGCCUGGUCAUGCCCUCGUUCGUCUCAACCAAGGCGGAGAUGAUCUGUAAUGGCAUCCUCCCCAUCGAUCAGCUGCGGGAUCACGUCCCUGCCAGCUCCUUAGUGUGUCAGACUAUUCCUCGAGCAGUGUUGGAGGGCACUUAUGGCAUCAACAUCAUCCGACCCCGAGAGGACGAGGACCCUGACCGCCCCCCCACAUCCGAGGAGAUGCUUUCAGCUUAUGGAUACAUGAGAGGCUUCAUGACCACCCAUGGAAUGCCUGACCAGCCACGUUCAGCCCGCUACAUCCUUAAGGACUAUGUCAGUGGAAAGCUCCUGUACUGUCACCCUCCCCCUUACAUCCGUGGCAAGGACUUCCAGCCCCAGCACAGCAAGUUUGAGGAGAAGCCUCUGGACUCAGACCAGGCCUCUGGCACCGCAGGAUACAAACGGUUCGGAGUGAAAAGGAUAGAGAACACUGUGGACAAACACUUCUUCCAUCAGGAGAAUGUGCGAGCGCUGACCAGGGGCGUGCAGAUGGUGAUGGGCUAUAAGCCUGGCAGCGGGCCCCAAGGCCCGGGGACUGCCGGGGCGGAGCAGCAAGUGGGGAAGCCCUGGAAGAAACACGGGAACAGGAACAAGAAAGAGAAAAUCCGCAGACUCACCAAACACCUGGACGCAUAACUGAACUGUAACAAUGAGUGUUUUUAUCUGCUCUCAGAUUUUAUAUGAGCUCAGAUGUCCCGUCCCCCCCCCCCCCCAAAUCCUUGGAUUUGAUUUGAUUUGAUUAGAUUAAACCUGAUCAUGGUGUUUGCCAUAACAUAAAGACAGGAUAGUGUUUAAGUCAACUUGGGGUGUGUAAUCUUUCAAAUACUCUUAAGAGUACGGACAUUCCACCAUGACUGAGUUUUCAGUUCUGUUAAUCUCCUGAAUCCAUUGGAUUGAACAGAUGAAAAGAAUUUUUCAAGUCUCAAUCUCAAAUUCGUUGAUCUGACAACAAGCAACCCUGAAGAAAUUUCAGUCCUAUGGGAAUUCUUUAGAAUAUCUCCCAUCCUUUUGUAAUAGUUAUAUAUGUAUAUGCAUAUAUAUGUCCCAUACUAAGUAUAUCUAAAACUUGAUAAAAUGCAGAAUAAAUCAUACAAAUCUGGUGAAUGCACAGUAUUAUUUGCCAUUGCCAUAAUUUUGGUAAAAAUAAUAUAACAUAACAUAAACUUGGUGAUGUCCCAUUCUUUAGUUCAGGACAGUAGAUAGGACAUGUAUUCAAGAUUACUCCCUUUACAUAGUUUUUUACUUAUGUACCACUUAGUGCAAAUAAACAGGGUUGCAGUACGGAAA
Clupea harengus (Atlantic herring) is the source of this 2715-nucleotide messenger RNA. RefSeq names its product large 60S subunit nuclear export GTPase 1 (gene lsg1). The coding region runs from base 112 to 2064 and encodes 650 amino acids. The record is from RefSeq and is a predicted model, not a curated record. Lineage: Eukaryota; Metazoa; Chordata; Actinopteri; Clupeiformes; Clupeidae. Gene Ontology annotation, molecular function: GTPase activity; GTP binding. Gene Ontology annotation, biological process: ribosomal subunit export from nucleus. Gene Ontology annotation, cellular component: cytosol. The transcript has 14 exons.